GACGGUGGUAUUCUGGUCAGUCCCCGACCAUCCAUCAGUCGUUACCGCUGGUGGAGAGCAGUGAGGAGAGCCGGCCAGAGGAGUUACCGGCGGACCCCGCAGCUGGCAACAGCCACACCUACCUUCUACCGGAAUGGCCGACCCACAGGUGGUCUUCUGGUGUGCGGUGCUGAUCGCAUUGGCGACGUCCUUUGGCACUGCGCACGCGCGGCCGAACGGUGCAUCCGAUGACGUCAUUGGCCCUCACCACCCUCCGACCAAUCAGGAGGUGUCUGGAUCAGGUCCAGAUGCCGAUGGCUGGGAGAGCGGAGGGUGGCAGCCAAACCUUGCCGAUGGAACCCCAGCGACCUCCACCGGCGGCGGAGACGGCUCCGGAAUCCCAGCCGGUGACGGUAGCGCCACCGCGGCCGCAGACCAACCUAACAUCGACACAGGCGACGCUGACGCCGUCCAGCAGCUGAGUAUAGAUGUCGCUGACAUCGCGGCAGGCGGCGCCCGCAGCGCGCGACGCGUCAGUAAUCCGCUGAUCUCGGAGGAGGAGGCCGAACGAGAGGAGCGCCGCAAACGCACGCGCUUCACGCAGACGGUGCACGGCUCGAACGUGGUGUCCCAGGAAUCUGCCGACUUCCGGAACGGCACGUUCAUGGCCGAUCUGUACAGCAAGGAGAACCCGUGGCUGCAGAAGUACGCGCCGUUCUACUACCCGCAGAACCCGCUGCCGACGCAGUUGAACCACCAGCCGGACGGACCGCCGCCGGUGCGACUGCGCCAGGUGCACAUCGGCGACACGGUGCUAGUGCCGCCUAAGGUGCAGUACUCGGACCAGGUGUUGCGCACCAUCCACGACGCCAAGCUGCGCUCGCUGCCCAAGCUGCAGGAGCACGUGCACAUCGGCGGUCAGGAUGGCGAUGAGGAGGGUGUAGUGGAGGACGGCGGAGCUUACCUCGAGCAGUCUCAAUCGGAGGAGGAGUAUGGACCCGAGAGCGAAGCGGAGGAACCCCAGCAAUACGUUUCCUAUGUGGAAGACGAGGGCCAGGACGCAGAGUACGAAUGGAGACCCAAGGAGGCACCCGGUAUCAACGAUCCGAACCCAUCUGGAAACGCGGCGCAGCCGGAGUACAACACAGUGACACAGACGGAGAGCCCGCAUGACUCGGCCCUGUUCUCCCGGCCCGGACCGCCGUACGACCGCCCAACGCCUCCGCCGGGCUUCCCCAUCCAGCAGCAGAACCAUGUCCAACAGACACAGGGCCCCAAACCUGGGACCUCGGGCUCUCCCGCGCCGCACAGCGUUCAGUUCAGCCCAGCUCCCCAGGCGUCAGCAGGGCACGGCGGUACGGGCGGGCAGUCUACCCCACACGCCAGUCCCAGGCCUACCGUGACUCAGAAUUACCAGCCGGCACAGAGACAGCCUACUCCCGAAGCAGGAUCUCCCGGAACAGGAUACGUCUCCCAACAGCGUCCUCAUCCGAGACCCCAGGAGCGACCCCAGCCGAGGCCUCAGCAGCGUCCCCAACCGAGACCUCAGCAGCGACCCCAACCGAGACCCGUCCAGGCGCGGCCAGCAUCCCGGCCUCCCUCCACACCAGUCCGUCGACCCACCGCGUCCUCGGAGGUCCGGCCACUCCGUCCACGACCUACUACUCCCCGGCCCCGACAGGAGACCUCGCACCAACCGCCAGUCGAGAUCGUCGAGGACAACGGAUACACCAACCGCGUGAAGCCGGAUGACGUCAUACCGUUCAGCCUGUCUUACGGUUACGAGGUGGUGAAGCCGACGUCGCCACCUUCCCCUCCGCCUCUCAGCCAGUACGGAAAGCCCAAGGCCUCCACCAUUCUUGGGGCGUUACCGGCGGGACUCGACGAAGAGAGCUCGGAGGAGUCGGAGGCUGACGUUGACGCUGCGGUGUUCUCCACAAGACCUCUGGAAUCCGCGGAGGCACCUGCGACGCCAGCCAGUGACGGUGGGUUUGGUGCCCCGAAACCCGGUCACAUCAUCGGCGAUGGCGUCGCUCCCCCGCAGGUAGGACAGGCGCCGACGCCAGUGCCACCACAGCCUCCCAGGGAGGGGUACUCCAGACCCAGGGAGGAAGGACCCACGUCCCUGUCGUCGUCACCAGCGACUUAUCCAGGAACCGACCCAUCCGAGAACGCGGAGACCGAGGCCGACAGGCCAGAGUACGCUGCUCCCAAAGACGAUGACGUUCUUGAUGACGACGUGCGCGUGAACGAGGAGAGGAACCAGUUCUUCCACCCCGUGACAUCUGAAGUUGGAGAUCAAGGUGUGUCUGACGGCGGAAGCUCACCGGCAGGUGCCCCAGCUGUCGAGGAAGCGCAGCUUGACGGGUACAUGAGGCCGAAACAAGACGAUAUUCUGUCGGAAGACCAGGCCGCCGGGUUCGUGCGGUCCCGUUACUUCCCUCAGCAGCCUGGGGCUCCUCCAGCUGGGCCCAACAGGAGGACGGAAGGCGGAUUUAGCUCGCCGCAGGAGAGCAGCAUCCUUGAAGACGACACCGAUCAGACGUUUGGUUUCCGUACCACUCCGAUACAAUUCCAGCCAGCCAGUGACAAUUCCGCAAGCGGAGAGCAAAACGCCUACAGUCGACCGAAAGACGCGGAUAUUGUUGGUUUCAACCCCAACUCUCUGGUGGAAGAUGACCCAGCGCCAGCAGCUCCCAGUCAGUCUGAAAACCAAAAGCCUGGACCAUCUCAAUCAGUGCGAGGGUUCUCUCUGCCAAGACCAGGAGAUCUGCUCGAGCAAAACGAAAACUUCAUCGAUACCGGAAACGGGCCUUUCGUUGCAGAUGAAACUCCUCAGCCUACCCGGUCCAUUUUGGAUUACGGGCCACAGGGCUACUCCAAGCCAAAAGACGCUGAUGUCCUCAACGCGGGCGAAAGUCCCGGCGAUGAUCAGACAGCGAAAACCUUCCCCUCCCACUUCGAAGCCAGUCCAGAUCCAGCACCUCAGGAGGACGAGGCUGCUGAAUACGUAACGCCGACUCAACUCCCCAGCCCGGAGCAGGACGUUCAGCCGACACCGUUCGGCACCUACUCGAGGCCCAAGGCAUCGGACGUAGUUGGAGGUGGUGACAGCGGAACGUCCAGCUUGCAGAGUUUCGGUGGAGCGCCGCCGGCUCCAGUCAAUCAGUUGUCCGACCCCAAAGAAGAGGCGGAGUACACCGAGCCCAGUGAGGACGUCUCCGGGUUCGGCCCAGUGCACUCAGACUCUCUCCUUCGGCCUUCAGCAGACGAGGACGGCUUCGGCGCACCACGACCGCAGAACGUCCAGCCCGAAACCUCGACCCGUCGCUCCUCCUCCGACUUGUACACGGUCGACGACUUCCUCCGUUCGGAGGAGGUCUCCAUCCUGGGCGCCUUCCCGGCGCCAAAGCCCAGUACCGGAGAUACUCCCUCGACGACGCAGCGCACACGGGCGGCGCCGAGACCCGGGUGGCGGCGGCGCGCCGAUCCCGGCCCGUUCCGAGCGCAGUCUGCCCUCCUGGACGCCCAAUUCGCCAAUCUGUUCGUGGAUGAGCUGGGUCCGCCCCUGCGGCGAACGACGCCCAGGACCAGGCCCACGUCCGCCCGCCGGCGCCCGGCGCAGCCUGAGUUCGGACCUCCGUUCGCUGUGCUCGAGUCACGCGCCGACCACGGCUGGCCGGAAGAGGACGAUCUGGCGGACACUCUGUCGGAGGACGAGCUCCAGUCGCCGCCGCUCAAGUUCGGUUCGGCGUUCGCCGCGGAGCCGCUCACUCCGCCGGGUCUCCUGGCCAGGCGGCGGUCGCCCGCGGCGCCGCAGCGCAUUCAGACCAGACGGCAGUCGACGGUGGCGACACCUAUCAGACGGCGGCCUUCAGUGGCGCCGCGCGGCGGACACCGCGGGCAGCCGACUCCGUUCGGAGACGAGUUUUCGGCGCCGUUUGCAGCGGCGGCUGCCAGCCGACUGUCGGUGACGGCGGUAAGACCCGGGCCAAACCCCAUCCCCGACUGGCCGAAAAUCGACAAGCAGUGGUAGUCGGGACCGACAGAGUCCGGGAGGCACAGGAAGAGGUGUGGACAGAAGAAAAUGUAUUCAUGGGCUUUUGGUAGUCUGAUAUUCAGCUUAGAAGAAAGAUAACCACUCACCAGCGCUGGAGUAAUACAGGAAGAGUUUGACGGAAUGCCUGAAGUUAUUUGUGCGCAUUGUGCGAAUCUUGAUCAUUUUACCUGUUGAUCAUUAUAUUAUUUAUUUGCUUUAGUUGCAACAUCAACACCGGUUAUUUGAGUACUGUGUUGUCUGUAUCAGUUGUAUGCAAGUUGGCGAGCGUGAGAAAUCAAUUCCCUGCAUGAUGAUGCCAACAGAGGCCUUGAGCGAAUGGUGCGUGUGGCGUGUUUAUACAAUGUUAUUAAUUGUAAGGUACAGGGGAGCCGAAAGCCCUCCGGAUGUCAUCUAACUCAGCCACUUUUGUGUUGUAGUGUUGGUUUCAAGAUAAGGGUUCCAGGAACCAGCUGUCUGGAUGUUGAGAAUACCCCGAGCUGUCGACUGAGACUGACAGAUCUGUCGACUGUCAGAUCCACUUAGCUUUCAAACUGGGAGCGAGUGCACCCUGCCCGGUGCCCCCACUCGAUUGGGGGCGAGAAUUAGGGUAUCAAUCGUAUCCAAACUUCUGGUCGCUGGAACCUGUAUCUUGAGACCAUUGGAACAUUCAACAGAAUGACUUCUAUAUUUGAUUGUUGGCUAGAUUCGCCUGCCCAUGCUCAACUAAUGAUGCUUGUGUAUUCAACCUGUCAUAAAAUAUUUGUAAAUAUAUUAAAUAGCUUA
Molecule: messenger RNA, 4801 nt
Organism: Amphibalanus amphitrite
Lineage: Eukaryota; Metazoa; Arthropoda; Thecostraca; Balanomorpha; Balanidae
Product: cell surface glycoprotein 1-like
Exons: 3
Coding region: 134-4015 (1293 amino acids)
Source: RefSeq, a predicted model, not a curated record